Molecule: messenger RNA, 319 nt
Organism: Trypanosoma conorhini
Lineage: Eukaryota; Euglenozoa; Kinetoplastea; Trypanosomatida; Trypanosomatidae
Exons: 1
Source: RefSeq, a predicted model, not a curated record
AGGAAGCCUUUUUGCACCGCUGGCGGCGAGGUCGUCCAUGGGGGGCACGACCCCUGGCAUUCCGCGUCCUUCCGCUCUCGCCGGCCCCCUCUCGCUGCCGCAGGCCUCCCUUUUGCCCGUUCCGCCCGACAGCCGCAUUCUCCCUUUUUUUUUUUUUUUGCUUUGCGCGCCCGCCCUCGCUGGGUGCAAUUUUUGCAUGACGCUGGCGCCGGUGGAGGGCACCAAUGCAACACACCUCUCCCCAUUAUGCUCUACAACCGCCCUCGCCCAGCGACGCCUGCUGCCAGCCGCAGUGUACGGCAAAAGUUCCAAUGCAUGA